AAUAGCCAUUCAACUCUUUGCAUCUGGUGCUCCAUGUUCUUUUCAUGAUCUCAUCGCUCACACUCUUCAUGCAUGAAACUGGAGCAACUCACACCUGACAUGAGACUCACCAAAUAUCAAGUCUAAUCCUCGGAGCAAAUUCCAUGUGACAAGCUCCAACCUUUUUCCACAAUGACACUCUAUAUGUCAACCCAAGCCUCCUUCCAAGUUCUUGUACCUCUGAUUUUUCUUCUGAAUGCUCAGAAUCUUCUAAGCCGUGUUGAUCAGUUCAAACGUUUCCAACAAGAUGUCCAUAGUUGCAGAAGUGCUCGGUUUCCUUCAAGUCUUGUCCGAUGGAUCCGUCGAGCGCUUUGUGCCUGAAAUCGCCCCUGCCUCGACCGAUUUUUCCGCAGAGUAUUUCUCAAAGGAUGUGAUGAUCGACCCGUCCAAACCAAUAACUGCAAGAAUUUUCAUCCCCAAUGCUCCCGCAACUUCCUCGGCCCGCCUCCCCAUCCUAGCCUAUUUCCACGGCGGCGGCUUCUGCAUUGGCUCCACAACAUGGCUGGGCUACCACCAUUUUCUUGGGGACCUCUGUCUUGUGUCCCAGUGCAUUGUCCUCUCGGUGGACUACCGAUUGGCGCCCGAGAAUCGCCUUCCCAUUGCCUAUGAAGACUGUUACGCCUCCCUGGAGUGGCUAAGCCGCGUCAGCGGCACCGACCCUUGGCUCGAGCGUGCUGACCUCUCCCGCCUGUUUUUGUCUGGAGACAGCGCCGGGGCGAACAUAGCUCACCACGUGGCGAUCAGGGCGCUGCAGGACGCCACCUGCCCCGUGUCGAUCACAGGGUUGAUGUCGAUACAUCCGUACUUUGGCAGCGAGAGGAGGACCGAGAUGGAAUCGGCAGACAAAGGAGGCAAAACUGUCGGCACGAACGACUUGUUCUGGAAACUGAGCAUACCGGAAGGCUCGGACCGCGACUAUCCCGGGUGCAACUUCGAGAUGGCGAGAAUGUCGGCCGAGGAGUGGCGGCGGUUCCCGGCGGUGGCGGUCCACGUGGCCGAGCUGGAUUUUCUCAAGGAGAGGGGAGUGAUGUAUGCUGAGUUCUUGAAGGGGCAAGGAGUGAAGGAGGUGGAGCUAGUGGAGGCCAAGGGGGAGCAACAUGUUUACCAUGUGUAUCAUCCUAAAUCUGAGGUCACUUCUUUGCUCCAUAAGCAAAUGAGUCACUUCAUGAAGAGAUUUUAGCACUCUUCUUAGAUCGGUCAUUUAAACUAAUUAUGACCAUGGAAGUGGACCCAAUCUGACGAAAAUUGGAGAUUGAAUCUUGAAAAUCUCUCAAGAUCUUAUUAAUUGUCUAAAGAAUACAUAAAACGAAUUACCAAUUUUAGCGGGUUUUCGUCGAAA
Messenger RNA from Syzygium oleosum, 1378 nucleotides. Its product is annotated as probable carboxylesterase 17. Lineage: Eukaryota; Viridiplantae; Streptophyta; Magnoliopsida; Myrtales; Myrtaceae. Bases 287 to 1219 code for a protein of 310 amino acids. The record is from RefSeq and is a predicted model, not a curated record. Gene Ontology annotation, molecular function: hydrolase activity. The transcript has a single exon.